UUGCAUACCCCCUGGGUCCAGCCUCAGUUUUUUAUCUGCUCUGUGCGCCAAAGAUAGCAGUUGUGUGACACUCCCUGAAACACAGAGGUGAAGUGAUUCAAAGCUGGGUCUCAGCUGGUGCUGGUCACCUCCUGUUUGCUUUCUGGAGGCAUUGAGGUUCCAUGGGCAUAUCUCUAGUUCCUGUAAUCCCUGCCCCAGGCAAGAAAACUGCCCUAGAGCUGCAGUCUGUGAGGGAUUGGGGUCCCCUCUCCCAUGUGAAGGGGUUUUGUGCUAUCAGUCUCAGGGUUUUUUCUCCCAUGGGAGCACUGUGGUGAGGAUCUGGCCAGCCCAUCCCCAUGGGGUAUCCCAGGUGAGGCAAUAUCCCCUGGCCAUCCACCUCCUAUGUUACACCUGAGAGGGCUGGAGACCCCUGUCCCUACAGCACUGGCAUAAGGGCUUUCAGAAAAAGGGGUUUAUAUUCACAGCAGCUUGUUUAAACAGCUCUCCUCACUCCAGCCUCAGGGAUGAUGCAGGCGUGUAGGGGUGAUGUAACAGCGAGGGUUGCAUCACUGCAGCAGGCUUGGGCUGGAUGCUUGUACUGGCAGCAGCAGGUGGGAUGGCUGCAGUGACAGCUACAGAGCAUUGGCCACCUGUAGGGUUUAGGUCACUAUUUUGUUUUUACUUCACUUUUUUUUUUUUCCCCAUAAGUUUUCAUAUGACCAGCUCCAGCAGGGUGGGGAAGAAACUUCUGGCCCCUCCAUGCCUACUUACUGCACAGCAUGGCUGGUGGCCAAUGCUCUCUGUGCCAGCCUCUGAGUGAGUCACAGGGCGAUGGCCUCACCUGGCACUGGUGACUACUUGGCGCAGCCAUACCUGUUUUGCUUUCCUUUCCACACCUGGGGAUCUCCUCUGUGUCGAGGAUUUUUUGCUCUGGAAAAGCUGAGUGAACCUCCCCAGUGCUUUUCUUCCACUUUGUAGCACUGUGGGACCUGUAAUUGUAUCACUCUAUGUACUAACAGCACAGUCAAUAGAUGUGGAAUGCAAUUAACAAUUUUUUGAUGUGGUGAGGCCAGAUAGCUGCUCAUUUUCUUGUAGGCAGAAACAGAAGAGGGGCUGCAUCAUUGCCUACGCCUCCCUGCUGGGCUGGCCAUGGUGUCUGCAGCCUGUGGUGGCUUCAGGGGACCUGCUGUGGUGGGUGACAGCUGCUGUGGCAGCAGAGCCAGCAGAAGUGUGGUUCAGAGGUGCUGUGCCAAAUGCAGCCAGAUUGGGUCGAGGGACAUCCCAUUGCUGUGAAAGCAUCUCUUGCAGCUUCUUGUGCAGGACUCUGGGUUUUCCUGCCAGCUGCUCGGAGCUCGAUGCCCACGGCUGAGCCAUGCAGUGUGUCAUAUUCCAGUGCUGUGCUUACAGCUCUGGCUUUCCAGCUCUGCUUUCACUUUUCCUUUGGCACCUUGGGAUUUCCUGCUUGCCUGUGUAAAGAAAUGACGUCUCAUUAUGAUUUGCCAACCAGAAACGAUCAGGUCCCACAGCAACAUGAUACUACUGUGACACCCCAUGGGCCAUCCCCUGAGCAUCUCCAUGGCUAUUCGAGUGCAGCCGGCAGUGAUGGGUGCAGGAUUUGGGGUAAACCCCCUGGAUUACAUUGUGGAUGGGACUGCAAGAGCUGGACCGAAGGGGAGGGUGAGCUGGCAUUGCUUGUGGGCAUGUUGCCCCUUCUGCCUUCUCCACAGGAAGGCAUGGUGCUCCAGCUGCAUCAAGGAUGCUGUGCCCAGCUUUAACGCUUCAUGGGACUUUUCAAUUAUAGAUGUUCCAUGCUUUGCUUGGGUAGCUACUGUGAAGUCACUUAUGCUGCUUUUGGCUUGUAUUUCAUAGUAGCACCAAGUGUGAACAAGUUGCAUUGAAUAAAAUGUAUUUUUCUCAAUGUGUUUGUUUCUUUAAGUGGACAGAAAGGGAAGAGCAGCUUCCCAAUCUUGGAGCAUACAAGCUAACACAGAACCAAGCCUUGGCUGAGAAUCAGGCUUUUAAUUACUGACCUUAUCUGUAUUAAUAAGUCCCACAGCCCAAUGCUGGUGGGUCCUGGUCCUGCAGUGCUGUUCAUGACUUGCCAUGAGCAGGAAGCCCAUGCCUCCAGCGCUGUCGGGCUUUACAUCUGCAUCUAACUGGAGCACUAACUCCAUCCAGUCUGAGUGAAGUGAGCACUGCUGCUGGCUGAGCUGCACCACUCCUAAUCUUGGUUGUCCAGGCCCACAGGCUCUGUGGUGCCUGGUGAUGGGAUGGGGGGCAAUGAACAGAAGUCAAAACUCAUCUGAGUACAGCAAAGUCUUACUGUGGGGACAGUUGUGCUCUGGCACAGGCUUCUCAGUUUGUGGGGUCUCUACCCUUGGUGAUAUGCAAAACUGGACAUGGCCCUGGAAUGCCUGCUUAGGGCAGUGAAGCACUGGAGCAGAUUGCCAAGAGAGGUGGUAGAUGCCCCAUUCCUGGAGAUAUCCAAGGACCAUGCACUGAGCACACGAUCAGCUGUAGGUGUCCCUGUUCAUUGCAGGGGAGUUGGACCAGAUGGCCUUUAAAGGUCUCUUCCAACUCAAACGAUUCUAUGAUAACCUGCUGCAGCUGCCCCUGCUUUUUAUACACACAGGAGUAUAUUUUUCUAUAUUUAAAGAUUGAUUAAUGCACACAAAAAAAUGCAGAUGUAGUUUCACAGCUCAGGUUACCUCGAGGAAACAGCAGAUUUUGGAUGCACGCUGCUGUGGCUGCCUUACUCAGUGCUACACUACUGCAUAGUCUCUUUUGACACACAUGGGUACAUUUUGCUAUACUUCAUGAUUGAUUAGUGCAUGACAUUCAAAGCGCAGUUAUAGUUUCAUGGCUCAGGUUACCUUAGGGAAAGGGCAGGUUUCUUGUAGUGCGGGUGUGUUUUUACAGCUGCCAAGGCAGCGCUGUGAAGAUGCUGUAUUUGCAUUUUCCAUGAGUACUGAACAGGGAGGAAAAGCCAUGCACAGCGCUGCAGUGUCCCACCACAUCCCGAGCCCUGUCCCGGUUGCCAUAUCCCCACAGCGCCCUCACCUGUGGCCGCACCUGUGGCCUCGGGGUUUCCUCUCUACUGCUUUCACUUUCCUGUUGCAGAGCUGCCGUGCCGUGGAUUUUCCUGUCAAGCUGAAAGUGCAAUCCUGCCCAGCUGCUUAAAAGCCAGGGAGAUGGGGCAGAGCGGCAGAAGUGACUUGAGAAUCACCUCCAUCUCACCUGAUUCUAUUUCUUUUUAUACUUAUUUAAUUUUGCUUCGAAGAUGGUACACUGCGGGGUUACAGUGAUGUUGGUGGGGACCCUGGGGGCCCUCCUGGUGGGUGCCUUCCCCCGGAGCACAUCAAAGAAGAGCUGCAGCCUCUCCAAGUACCAGUUCCCUGUGCCUUCUGAGUUGAAGGCAGUGCAGAGGAUGAAGGAGCAGUUUGAAGACAUCAUGCUGUUAACAAACCGAAAAUGCAACACCAGACUCUUCCAUCGGAAGUGGAAAACAGCUGAGCUGACGGUGCCUGACCGAGUCACCCUGGUGGAGGCCGAGCUGGACCUCGCUAUUGCCAUGCUCACAAACCCCACAACCCAGAAGUUGGCUGAGAUGUGCCAACAGCCCCUGGCCUUCCUUACCCAAGUCCAGGAGGACCUUCGAGUCUGCUUGGCUGUUGAGGCGCCUUCACAUCAGCCCUCUGGGAAACUGAGGCACUGGCUGCAGAAGCUGGAGACAGCCAAGAAGAAGGAGACCGCCGGCUGCCUGGAGGCCUCGGCCAUCCUCCACAUCUUCCAAAUACUGAACGACCUGCGGUGCACGGCCCAGCGUGAAGACUGCACCUAGUCCCACUGCCCCGCACCUGCCCGGGAGCACCAGAUGAUCUCACAUUGCUCCAUGGAAGCUUGACUGUAUUUUCCAAUUUAAGCGUUUGUCUUACUGAUGUGAGCUCAGGGAGCAAUUUUGUAACAGUCUUUUAAAUUAUUGUGGGUUUUCUGUUUUUUUUUUGUAUCAUGUAUUUAUAAAUAUUUAAGGAAGAUGUAAAGAAAUGCACUUCCUGAAAGGUACUGCUCAAUGAGGAUGAGCAUAUUUAUUGCAUAUCUUUGUUUUGCUGGUUUUCAAAACACUGUUUUUAAGAAAAUCUAUUUUCUGUACUUGCUAUUUAUUACACACCAUAUUACAUAUAUUUACCUGUAUAGAUAAUUUAUUUUUACAUGCCAUUUAACAUGAAAAAUAAAAUACCUUAAACUGACAAGCUGCCAUCAUGUUUUCACUACAUUUUGCUAUAGUGUCAUCCCUUCAGAAUCAUUUGGGGAGGAUACCAAUGUGGACGAUGGGCAUCUGAAGUCAGCAUCCCAGUACUGAGUGGGAAAGGCUCCAGGCUUGGCCAUCCCAGGAGCUCUCAGAAGAUCCCUGAAUUAUUUAAUUAUCAACCAUGAGGUCAGGACAGGUGAGGAGCGCUGGGAAAAGAAGGCACCCUGCAGGAAGAGGAUAAAAAGUGUGGACGAGCAGCGCUGAACCUCAUUCAGUUUGAAUCGCUUUGGGCCCAGAUGUUUCUUUGGAGACUGCUCACCAGAGAAGGGGAGCUGGUGGCUAUGUGCAGCUGUGAAGGCCACACAUGGUGUCACCAGGGCAAGAAGUCUCCCCAGCCACAGCAAGGGGAGCCAAAAUGUGCAGAUGAGAUUUUCUGCUCUCUUAACUCUCUUAAUUAAGAGAGUCAACAGCCAAGUCUCAUCAUUGGAUCACCUUAUAUAAACGUCUUCUGCCUCCACCUACCCCGUCAGAACCCAGGUUCACGUUACCCAGGGACUCCACGCACUGUUGGUGGAGCAGAGGCAAUAGUUCCCUCAGUAAUCUCCAGUCUGGGAACUGAUUUGUAGCACUGCAUCAGGCAGAAGAGAUCCCACAACUGCUGGCUGCCAGGGCUUGACAUACCCUACAGAAUUAUGCACAACUGUAAACAAUUUGCUGGUUCAUCUGAUGCUGUUACAAGAAAGGGUGAUUAAAAAGCUGUUGUGAGAGAAGAGGUGAUACAAGAAGAACCUCUGGGUUUCUGUUGAAAUUAAAGCAAAAAAAAAAAAUAAUGUGCAGGACUGUACUGACUUUUAGGGUACUUUUCAUUUAUUUUUUUCUUCCUGAAGACACAAAGCCAGUGUCUUGGCUUCUUCUGGUCAGAAGGAACCCAAAGAACAUCCAGUUCAACUCUAGAGUCAGGGCAAACUGUGCAGGGAUGCACCCAGGUAAGUCCUGUAUGUUUCCAGGAAGAGAGAUUUCACAACACAUAUCCAUGGCUAAGGCUUUCUGUUGGGUGAUCUUGUGAAACAGCUCCGUGCCAGAGUGUGUCUGAGUUGAAACAUGUCUAUUAGGAAAGAUUUAGGAAAGUGUUCUACCACUUCUGAAACAAAAUGCUCCAGCUGCCCUUAUCUUACUGAGGUACAGUGUGGACAUUUCUCUUCUUUCUGGUCCCGAUUUCUUAAGCUGGCUGAUUUAAAAGUUGGUAGACAAAUGGCACAGCUUCUUGUAUGUCCUUCUGCUCUGGCUGGAUGUGACUUUUAUUUCAGUUUUCUUUGUUCCAAAAAGUUAUGGAAAAUUCCUUCUUUAGUCCUUGAUGUCAAACAACAGCAUGAGUUCGUGACAGCUCAAGCCGCUGUUUCUUUUUUUUUUAAUUUUCAUCACUACUAAAUCCCUGUUUUCUAAUGUACUAGACACCAGUGCUCUUGAUAUUGUAAUUUCUCCCCCCAUUCAGUGCUGUUCAUAAUUCACACUAAUUCCCGUACAUCAGAAAUUAUACUGCGAACCAUCAGAAAUCAUUUUGUGAUGUUACUGUAUUGCUCCCAGAGGAGGUGGUGCUCAGUGAGAUCUGAUGGCUUUUAAUUUGCUUUGACAAAAAGAGUUUUUUGAAAAAUAACCUUCACUUCUAUCUGCAGGUGACUUCUGUACAUCUUUGAGUGGUUGCUGGAAACCUCAUUCUCAUGCAAAACCUCAGCUUUUUUGGACUAGAAGGACAGGCUGAAGGAUAGAUAGUUGCUGAAGGCUCUUGGGACUCCAGGCUGCCAUGUAAAUUAGUGAUGAUUUCCCUCUUGUUUCCUUUGCACUCCAGAAGUCUCACUUAAAGUGUUACCUCUGUAGGCACAGCCCAACCCCAUUUCUCUGCCCCCAGAGAA
Numida meleagris (helmeted guineafowl) is the source of this 6138-nucleotide messenger RNA. Its product is annotated as interferon lambda-3. The transcript has 5 exons. Gene Ontology annotation, biological process: innate immune response; defense response to virus; cell surface receptor signaling pathway via JAK-STAT. Lineage: Eukaryota; Metazoa; Chordata; Aves; Galliformes; Numididae. Gene Ontology annotation, molecular function: cytokine activity. The record is from RefSeq and is a predicted model, not a curated record. The coding region runs from base 3260 to 3820 and encodes 186 amino acids.